This is a messenger RNA of Haplochromis burtoni (Burton's mouthbrooder), 2947 nucleotides long. RefSeq names its product tubby-related protein 1. Gene Ontology annotation, cellular component: cilium. The record is from RefSeq and is a predicted model, not a curated record. NCBI's taxonomy places the organism in Eukaryota, Metazoa, Chordata, Actinopteri, Cichliformes, Cichlidae. Gene Ontology annotation, molecular function: actin filament binding. Gene Ontology annotation, biological process: protein localization to cilium.
CAGAGUGCAUUGAUGUGUGAUUAAUUGUGUUCCACAUGUGUGGAUCUGACCCAAGUGGAUGAAUUAAAGAGUCUGAUAGCAACGGGAAGGAACGACCUACUGUAAUGUUCCCUCAGAUAGCGAGAUUGAAGAAGCCUGUUGCUGAAACUGCUCUUCAGAUUGUCCAGUGUGUUAUGGAGGGGGUGGGAUUCAUUGUCCGUGAUUGCCAACAGUCUUGCCAGCAUACUGUCACUAAUCAUCUCCUCCAGGGUGACGAGCUUUAUGCCAACAACAGACUCGACCUUCCUGAUGUGUUUGUUUAGUCUGUUUGCUUUGAUGCCUGCACCCCAGCACGCCACAGCAAAGAAGGUGGUGCUCGCAACAACAGACUGAUAAAACAUAUAGAGCAGCCACUGGCAUGCAAACCUUGAAAAGAAAAUUUUCAUGUAGUUUUCUGAAUGGUUGAAACGCGUGACAAACAACUCUUCUCCCUCCUCCCGAGCCUUUCUUGGUUUCUCCCGUUGACGUGUUCCUGCAGAGCAGAUGGCUUUACACAUAAAUCCUAUUAACAACUUUCUGCUGAUGGAGAUGCAGUGAGCACAGGGUUUUCUCUCUCUGUCAUCAUCUCCCCUGAGAGGUCUGCUUUUUUAUUUUCUAAGCCAUAAAAAGAAGCGGUGGGAGAGCUGAAUUUGGAGGCCACGUCAUGUCUGCAGAGAAGAGAAGCUAGAAAAAGACAAAGAGGAACCAGAAAAGGAAAGACAGACUAAAAAGAAAGCAAAAAGUGCUCCAAAAAAGAAAAAAGAUUCAGACUCAGAUGAUGACGAUGAAGAGGACGGUGAAGAUACUCCGAAAAAGAAAACUAAGAAAAAAACAACCAAGGAUAGUUCUCCACCUGCAAGUUCCACCCGAGAGAAGAAAACUAAAACUAAAGAUGACAAAGAUUCUGAUGGAAAAGAAAAAAAAUCCAAGUCAAAGGAAAAAGACAAGAAGAAGGAACCAGCUUCAAUGUUCCAGAUAAAUGAAGACAAAAACUCAAAAAGCAAAAAGAAAGCGGCCAAAUCGGAAAGUGAUGACAGUGAAGAAGAAACAAAGUCAACCAGAUCAAAGAAAAAAUCCAACUCCGGCUCUGCAUCGAUGUUUCAAACAUCAGCAGAUAAGGACAAAGACAAGAAGACAAAGAAAAAAGCAAAGGCAGACGAAAGCAAUGAUUCUGAAUCAGAAAAAGAAGAAAAAACAAAGAAGAAGAAGGGCAAAGGGAAGAAGAAAAAAGAGCGCUCUCCCUCACCUGAAAUUGAAUUUGACAACUUGGAGAAGUUUGUAAUGGAGCCAGCUCCGCAGGGUGUGACUGUGAAAUGCAGAGUGACUCGGGAUCAGAGAGGGAUGGAUAAGAGCCUCUACCCUUUGUAUUACCUUCAUCUAGACAAUGAAAAAAAGACGUUUCUACUGGCUGGACGGAAGAGAAAGAAAAGUACAACUUCAAAUUACCUCAUCUCCAUCGAUGCCACAGAUUUAUCAAGAGGAGGCGAGAAUUUUGUGGGAAAGCUGAGGUCAAAUUUAAUGGGGACUAAGUUCACUGUGUUUGACAACGCUGUGAAUCCAGAAAAAGCUCUUCCAGACAUGUCUAAUGCUCGGCAAGAGUUAGCAGGCAUCAUCUACGAAACCAAUGUCUUGGGAAUAAAAGGACCCAGAAGGAUGACUGUCAUCAUUCCAGGAAUGAGCAAAGACAACGAGCGAGUACCCCUCCGACCAAGAAAUGAAUGUGAUGGCUUGCUGAUAAGAUUCCAAAACAGAAGGAUGGAAAAUCUGAUCGAGCUUCACAACAAGACGCCUGUGUGGAACGAAGAGACGGCAUCUCAUGUGCUAAACUUCAAUGGCAGGGUCACCCAAGCCUCCAUCAAGAACUUCCAGAUCGUCCACAACAAAGAUCUGGACUACAUUGUGAUGCAGUUUGGACGAAUCGCUGAUGACAUUUUCACACUGGAUUACAACUACCCGCUUUGCGCUGUGCAGGCCUUUGCCAUCGCACUUUCCAGCUUUGAUGGCAAAAUCGCUUGUGAAUGACACACAAGUCUUCAGUUGUGGACUCACACUUAAACCAGCAUGCAACAAACCCACAUUCACAUCAGAUCAACCCAGCGUCUUUGGACUCGCCUACACUUCCUGUGAUAGGUGUCGAUAACAGCAAUGGUUCCUCAAAUGUGACAAUACCUGCUGUUGUGCUGCUGUUAUCCGUGUGAGUGCCCCCAGGUGUAAGACACAAAAUUGUUGUCAUGUUAUCGUCUGAUCUUGCAUGACAUGGUGCAGAAGAAUCCUCUGUUUUUCAUUCUCAGUAUUUCACUGCAAUCAUCUGAACUUCUGGGAACUACAGAAAGACACACCAUUGGGAGUCCAGUGACUGGAGAGUUAUGUUUCAGGGAGAUAAUUGUACACCUCAUUUAUGAAGGUGUUUGAAGACUACUAACAUCAUUAAAGGAUGUUAAACCGUGAAUUUAUUUUUUUGCUUUGUUGUGCUUUGACGUAUUGUGUUGCUGUAUAGCGCCAAUUUUUUGUGUCAAAUGUGACCGCAGAAACACCAAAUUACAAUAAAAAUAUUUCUCUUUAGGGCAAAAUGAAAAUUAUACUUUGUGACAGUAAUCAUCUGCACAAAAGACACACUUUUAUUUUAAGUUUAUUCAAUUUUAUUUAGUGACUGUGAAACCGUUUUGUGUAUCUGUAUAUGUUAAUAUACACAUAGGUGUGAAAAUCUUUUUUCUAGGCAUGUACGUUACGUUUCUACAAAUAUAUAUGUUUCUAGAUAACUGGCUCUAAUGUGAACUCCUGUAGGUUUUUGUAUGUUGUCUUUUUUAAUUUCUUUAUAUUCAUAAACAUUGCCUUCGCUGCAGGCUUAUGGGAAUAAUUCAAAUGAAUUAAAUUUCCUUGUUAACUAAAUCGCUUUGAAGUCAGCUUGUAUAAAUGUAUGUUUUUGUCA